AUAGUGAGCACAAACCACAGCAGGUAAGUUUCUUCAUGUAACUUUUAUGUUACUUGUGUGGGAUAUAUAUUUCUACUGAUACUUACAAAUAUGUCAAUGGAAUGGCUAAGGAUGUCUUUCAGGUGGCAACAGACAAUAAUUGUUGUCCGGAAGAUGGAACAUGAUUAUUAGUAAAGCAUAUGAUUUAUGUAGCAGAACUCUUUCCGUAAGGACAGUUCUAACUUUCAACGAUAUCCUGUGUAAAAAAAACGAAUGAAUUGUUUCUGGGAUCAUGUAUCUGACCACAGUGCAAGGUAUAUUUAUGGAAUGUUUGGAAGAAGCAUUUCUCUGCUUAAUUGAAAUCGUGGAGAAUAGCUUAUCAUGCAUACGUAGUAAUCUGGCGAUGAAGAGAAUCGUACUCAAAAAUUCACAUGCACAAUAACGAGACUUAGGGUUCAAAUUACUUCAUGACAGACGUGGAAAAUUUACCUAAUAAGGAAGUUAUGUUGUGAAUACAGUAAAGAAUUACAGCUGUGAAGUUGCCAGUAUCGCUGCUUAACUCAGACACUGUAGAUGAAUGUAAUUCUACAUCCCAUUUGUUUUAUACAUAAUGCGCGAAGACAUAUGGUAUUGUUGACUCGAUGAUCACAUUUGCAUUUCUGCAUGCUCAGCAGUACCAGCACGCACACAUACUUGAUCAGAUCCAGCUCCUUCUCGACUCCACCCUCUUAUCCAUCAUCAUACACAUCCUCCAAAAGAAAAGAAUGAUUUCUCACUUGUGAUCAGUUCUUCUUAAUUCAUCUAUGAAGUGUCUCUUGCUGGUGCCCAAUUACCUCAAUCCUGUGACUGAGCAUAAAACAAGGGGGAAAAAACGUUUUCAAGAGUGAAUAGACUCACUUCAUCUCACCAUUCAUUUUUUGCUACAACGUGACUUAAACAUAUUUUGAUACAUCAAACACAAGGACUACAUAAAAUGUUUUAGAUAUAUUGACAGACAGAAAUCAAGUAGUUGUUGUGAAAAUAUGCGAUUACUAAAUGCAAACACCAGUAGUUAGAAAUCGUAGUCAGAAUCACUAACAGCUCACACAUAGUGGGAGAGGGAACUAUAGAGUUGGAUUGAAAAGAAGAGCGAAACAUGGAAUUUCAACGAUAAGAUGAAUCCUUGACAGAGUUAACAUUGUGAUGCGUUCUACUGUGCGCAGCGUUUUUCGUCUUCUCAAUCUAAUCUGUUUGUUCAUCUGCUUAUUCGCAUUUGUAUCUUUGGCUGUUAUAUUCUGGUCGAAACUGGCAACGAAGUCUUUAGAGCCGACAAUAAGGAAGUUGAAAGUAAAGAUGGAUUUACAGAAAGCGUCAACAAUCGAUGCUGUUAAUCGUGUAGUGUGGGAAUUCACACGACCAGUCACCUUACCACUGAUGGGAAUAGCCAUCCUGUUUAUGUGCAACUAUGCUUUCGGAGUACUUGUCGCCCUCAAUCGAAGCAGCACAUUUUUUCUAAUAUAUGAAAUCGCAGUGACAGCUUGCAUAAUAAGUCACAUAGCCACGUUGGGCUUAUUGUUCAGUAAUCCGAGUGGGAUACGUGAGAUGAUGGAAAGUUUGUUGGAGAAGCAAAUAUAUGCCUAUGAAUCAAUGACUAAUCUUGAUGGACCAGGUCUAUUUUCUGCUGUUGUGAUGAUCGAGCUGAAAUGCUGCGGAUUCAGACAUAUAGCAGACUUCAAUGAUGUAAAACUGUCAUGGGAGGAUGAAUAUGAUGGCCAUAAGUAUGAAACUGUUGAAACUCCAAUACCAUGUUGUAUGAUGAAUGAUAAUCUAGAGUUGAUUGACAAAAACUGUCCACAUGAAUAUUUCUCAUCUCAUGACAAGCAUCAUAAUCAAAGUUGCAAAGAACCAUUUGGACAGAAAGCCUUCAGUUACGUGGCAAUUGUUGCAUAUGCAUCGAUAGUUUUGAUACUAAUCAAUUGUGCAAUCAUGGUAUGCGUUGUUCUCAUUCUCAGAGAAUUAUGGAUACAUCUUUGAUUUUCCACUCUCACUGUUCUCAUGAAAACAGUGGUGAUGGUCUUUUGUCAUGUGUCAAACUCACAUAUGCAUACACGAUAACCAGAAUAUUUUGUGAUGAACGGAACUGAAUUGCAUACAAACAAACAAUGGUUGCUUACUCAUCUUUACAUUUCCCUUGAUUGACUCUUUGUUAUAUGAAGGCUUGAUGAUAACUGAUUUCAUUCCUGUUGUAUCUCCUGCACAUGCUGUAAGUGACUACUUUGUUUUACUAAUAUUCUUCAGUGUGGAUGUGAUUGGUUAACAUAUAUACACAGCCAGGUGACUUACAGUUCUGUCUUCUGAUAUUCAAACGGUUGGUUAGUCCUGAAGUUUGCCACCUUCCGAUCACUAUGAAUCAGGCAAUUCAUGAUAGGAUAGUUCACUUCUGUCACCCAGUCGGGUACACCGGUCACAAGAUAACAAAUGACACAGUACUUACGAUCGCUGACCUAAUAUUUACAAGAGUAUGUAAACAUUGAUUGAAAAUCAUUAUAUCAUUCACGUAAGUGCACAAAUUUGUUUGCUCCACUGUUUUA
Messenger RNA from Heterobilharzia americana, 2549 nucleotides. The record is from the annotation of a GenBank genome assembly. NCBI's taxonomy places the organism in Eukaryota, Metazoa, Platyhelminthes, Trematoda, Strigeidida, Schistosomatidae.